This is a messenger RNA of Xenopus laevis (African clawed frog), 1197 nucleotides long. RefSeq lists its product as uncharacterized. The coding region runs from base 27 to 629 and encodes 200 amino acids. The transcript has 4 exons. Lineage: Eukaryota; Metazoa; Chordata; Amphibia; Anura; Pipidae. The record is from RefSeq and is a predicted model, not a curated record.
AAAUUCUCAUUAAAAAGCUCAUUUACAUGAAUUCCAGUAAUUGCACUGUAACUGCAUCACAAGGAGAAAUCUGUACAUAUAGAGAUCAUAUCCGUCCCUGGAUCCAGAUGAAGUGCUCUCAGCUCAGGUACAUAUCAAGAAUGGCAUUCUGGGUCACCUGCUUACUGAUCCAUCUGUUAAUACUGAGCCAGACAAAUCCAACAUCAGCUCAAGACAGUGGAACCAAUGAUGCUCCUCCAGAAAUUAAAUGCCCCCCUAAUAUGAUCUUCCGGGGGUGCAAACGCAGCUGCUUCAGUACGUGUGACAAUCUCAACCGCACCAGUGAGAACUGCUACGAGCCGUGCACCUUAGAUUGCGACUGCAUGGACGGAUUUGUCUUCCAAUCUGCCGAAUCCAGUGUUUGCGUUGAGGUGUCCGCCUGCAAGUUUUCUUGUCCCGCAAACAUGCGUUUCGACCCCUGUUUGAAAAUCAAUCGGCGUACCUGCGCCAUGCUAAACACCGCCCCCAUCUUGUAUCCAUCUUGUAUGCCGCGCUGUGUUUGUGAUGAGGGAUAUGUUAUUGCUGAUGAAAGGGAGGAAAAUCCUAAAUGUAUAAAAAUAAGCGAGUGCUCAAAAAUUUCAAGUGACUGAAUCUGUAGUUACAUUUGCCUGGCCCUCCUUCAUUGCACAAUCAAUCAACAACCAUAUCCUAACAAACAAAGGACUAGUGUGUGGUUAGGGUUGGGGUAUAUAUAGAGAAUAAUGUACCCCCUAUUGUAAAAUAUAAGGAUAUUAUAAGUCACCUAGGAGUUCCACGACCAGAUAAAAGCAUAAGGACUUCUAAUAUCCUCAUAUAUUUCUACAGGGGGAACUUUAUUUAUUAUACAGUAAUACACAAGUUUAAGUCACAGGACAGAAAUGACAUCACUAAGCUCCGAUUAUAACUGAUGACAUCUCUAAGCACCAUUUAUAAAGAUAUAAAUUACAGGAUAUUCAUGGCUCUAGUGUAUUUUCAGCUACAAUAAGCUAUGGGCGAAUUUCUCCCGUUUUGAUUCCGCUAAAAAUUUGCGAAUUUCUCUCAAAAUUCACAAAAUGGUGAAAAAUUCGCAAAAAGCCGGGAAAUCGGAAAGAGAACGAAAAACCGUGAAAUUCGAACGUUUUCACAGAAAAAAAUUGUAAUUCAAACGUUUUUACAAAAAAAUCGUGAAAUUCAAACGUU